UUCAGUAACCUGUGCCACGAGCAGAGCGGGAUGUACUCACCAACCAUCUGCUUGCAUGGCACGGGUUAACUGAGCCUGUGGGAUUGUGCUUACCUAAACAAAACCACUGCAGUGAGGGGAAAAACAAUGAAUGGGUGGAGAUGAUCAGCCCAUGCAUUCCAGCUAGUGCAGUCCAGGCAGCAAUGACAGCCUGAAGGUUGCAGCAGCAUCGGGAUCAGCAUUCCAAGUGCACCAAUCUUACAGUCUGGAGUGAUUUUACGUGGAGCUGUUCUUUAUUUGCUGAGCCAUGGCCAGUAACCAGGCCAGCCUGCAGGAUGAUCAGAGCAGGCACUGCAAGUUCUUAUCCUACAUGUUCUAUCAGGCUGUGAGAGAUCACAAGCCUGUGUGGAUGCUGGAAGACAUGAGAACUAUGGAGUAUUUUUACUGGGAGGAAAAUGCUAGCCUACGAACGUACUCACCUUCAGAAGCCCUUCUCUAUGCAGUGGUGCAUAAUCACCUGCCUUAUGCUCAGUAUCUGCUGUCUCAUUUUCCAGAGGAGGCUCUCAAGGUGCCUGGGGAACACUUCUGCUAUUGCCCAUCCUCUGCUCCUCACCUGGCCAUGGCGGUCACAUAUGACAGGAGAGAUAUCUUGGGACUGAUCAUCAAAAUUGCACACAAGCUCCCCAGCUUGAACUCCUAUAUCAAUAGGGCUGGCUGCUUUCAUCUGGAAGAUGGGAAAACACCCCUGCACCUUGCCUGCGAACUGCUGAGGUCAGAGACGGUCCUCAUCCUCCUCGGGAACGGAGCAUCUCCCAGGAUAGAGGACAGCAAAGGGCUGACCCCGCUGGACGUCAUCCUGGAGCAGAUGUGGGACUCCAAAGUCAAUGUCGCAUCAAAGAAGCUCUGCCUCGACUACCUCUUGCUCUUCAUGCCCAACCCACAGUUUAAGAUGCGGAAAGUUCUGCAGGAGCAUCCAGACCACUGGACAGCUUUGCUGGGAGAAGACAAAUUCAACAGCCUGGUGGGGAACACACCUGCUUCUUUAUAUCUGCAAGCUAUGCAAACUAUUCUCCAGACUCUUCCCCCUUCCCACUUCCCUAAAAGCGUCCAGGAACUACCUAUACCUCAGGCACUAAAGCCUUUACCAUCCUAUGGCAAAAAGCUACCAGCAAAAAACGUGGUAAAUGUUUUUCCUUGACUUUAUUCAAUGGGUCUUGGAUUUUCCAAGGCAGCUUAGAGGAGCUGGUUAUCCACCACCCUCUGCAUUUUAGUGUGAUUUUAGUACUUAACCUAUUAAGCUAUGCUGGAAAAUCCAAUAUUUUGUGACGAGAUUUUAAAUGUCUUUUCUAACUGAUUGCAGGCACGGCACUUUUAAAGGCAAAAGCCUUCCUUGUUUUCUGUUUUGUUGUGCAUGUGAAGGGUUAACUGUAGUUGAGACUGUGUAAUGUUUGGUUUCUUAGUUGUCAGCUGGUAUCAGUGUAUCUGAAUUCCCAAUAUGAUAACUGUAUCCUGUGUAAUGCACCUUGGUUAAAAGGAACUACGUACCCAGUGGGAUUUUUAAAUGGUGUCACUGCUAGAACUGGGAGGAAUACCAUCCCCUGCCAACAAGGUUCAAACAUCAAGUUUCCUUUCUAACAAUGCUCAAGCAUCAUUAGUAAUAACCACAAAGUGCAUGGCUGAUGCUGCAGGGAUGCAGAGGCAGUUCCUGCAGGAUAACUGAUCCUACGGAGUUACUUUACAGCAGGUCAUGGUGUGGAGGGCACGAGUUCAGAGAGGGGCAGUGUGUAUAUAUUCCUGGGGGAUGGGAGAUAAAGAUCCACAGAAUAUCUGAUGGGAAGCAUCCAGUCUCACCUGGGAGCGAGGGGGUUAAAGGCAAUCCCAGCCCUGAUGCCUCUACAGACUUGUGCAAUGGGGAAGGAACCAUUUUCCCCAAUGUCCAGUAAACAAAUGGCAAUUGGAGCAGGGACAUUGGGAGCCCUAUCUUUCACAUGUGGCAUUAUUUCUCCUUGGCCUGUGUUUUGGAACAUAUCUCUACAGGAGAUUAACUGGCUAACUUGAUUUCCCUGUGGGUCUCAGAGCCAUAGGCAUUUGUUACUUAUCCUAAGCUGGGGUAUGAUGUUCUGCUGUUAAAAGCUGUUACUUGUUGUCGGUUUUAGAGUAUUUUUGCCACACAGAUCCAGACAGAAAUCCUUAUUCUGGAAGCUACAAAAUGUUCCCACUAACUGGGCACUGCAGGCAGGGUGAGCUUGCAGAAAGCAGGGCUGGUUCUGGGCAGCUUUCAGGGUAGCUCUGAAUAACUCUGCCCUCUCUGCUCAAGGCACUGGUCCUGCUCUUCUGGCUGUUCUCAGCAUCUAUAGAGCAGUGACAGAAUCCCAUCUCCCUUUGGGGGACAUCCCUUAUUUUGGAUACCAGUGUUCCCCACUCCUUGUAAGUGCAACUCUCUGUUCUGCUGGAGUAGUACAACUCACUUCCCCUGCCUGCACUGGGCAGCAGUGGAGAACUCACUCUCCUCUUGGGCUGGAUUUGGAGCCCAAGGCUGUGGGGCACAAACCACUUUCCACAGCAGUAGCUAAGAAUGAUGUGCAGUCAAAUCUCAAUUACUUUGUGCAAAAAUGGCUCAUGUUUCACCUGGCUAAUUCCCUGCCUGAACCAAGGAGGCUGUGCUGGACCUGCUCCCGUCUUUCUGUCAGUGCAGGGAGCACUUCCAUUUAGUUUCCCUCUGCAUGGGCUACCUCCUGUGUGCCAGGACACUGGCAAUGCCAGCCAUGGCCAGGUGGAGAUUUACUAUGUGGCUGCAGAACAUGCCACCCACAGCCACCUGGACCAUCCUUUCUGAGACACUGGGAUGCUCCUCCCAGCCAUCUCCUCCCGCAUGCUGUGGGAGGACCUCAGUUCCAGUGCCACCUGUGCUAGGCCAGGUGAAUGAGAAGCCUUGCUUGUGAGGUGGAGAAAAUGUCAGUCCAGCCCCAAAAGUGGCAAGCAGGCCAUGAAGGGGUUAACCCUUCUCCUGAAAUCCCACAUCUCUGGUGCUGCAGUGUCCCUCCACUCCUGCCCCUGGGGACUUAAAUGUCCUUCUCCAUCUGUGUCUAUUCCUCCUUGUUCGAUGGGGAAGGCUGCGAAUGGGGAAAUGCAGGGUCAGCGUUGGGUGAGAGUUUUGGGGGAAGCCUGUGCUUG
Passer montanus (Eurasian tree sparrow) is the source of this 3153-nucleotide messenger RNA. Its product is annotated as ankyrin repeat domain-containing protein 9-like. Gene Ontology annotation, molecular function: protein binding. The record is from RefSeq and is a predicted model, not a curated record. The coding region runs from base 287 to 1177 and encodes 296 amino acids. The transcript has a single exon. NCBI's taxonomy places the organism in Eukaryota, Metazoa, Chordata, Aves, Passeriformes, Passeridae.